This is a messenger RNA of Sclerotinia sclerotiorum 1980 UF-70, 150 nucleotides long. RefSeq lists its product with no specific name. The record is from RefSeq and is a predicted model, not a curated record. The transcript has a single exon. Bases 1 to 150 code for a protein of 49 amino acids. Lineage: Eukaryota; Fungi; Ascomycota; Leotiomycetes; Helotiales; Sclerotiniaceae.
AUGAUUGAAAGGGUUCUGGAUGGUUGGAGUCUGCUUUACGAAGGAGGUGAGGCAAGCGCGGAUAUCCUAACUUCAGAUCGAUCGUGUGGGAAGAGACCCAUGUCGCUUGCUUGUGCUCGUACUCUUCCUCGUGGAGAUGUAAAACAAUGA